AUGGGAAAUAGAUACCAUCAGCAGCAGCAGAUUAAUAGUAAAGGAAUGUUUUUGCCAUUGUUGUGUUCUAAACCUUCCAUUAAAGAUGUGGUUCUUCCCAAAUGGAAAGUUGUUGACAGGUCGGCUUCCUUGUCUGAAGAUCCAUUGUCACCAAAGAUCAGUUGCAUGGGACAAGUGAAGAGGAACAACAAGAUUGUUGGGUUCCCUGUUUCUUACAAGCUCAGUACUGUCACCCCCAAGAAUAGCAGCAGCUUCAAUAGUAGUACUGUCAAAUAUUUCAAGCUUAAGAAGCUCUUUUCUGGUAAGAAUUUAACUGGCAGCCCCGCUACCUCCACAACCGCCGCCACCACCGGUUGUAGAAGAAAACAAGUGUUGAUAAAUGGGACAAGCAAGCCUAAGGGUGAUGAUGGGAAAGAGAAUUCUGGUACAAUCAACAUUGAAACCAUGGAUCCACCUUUGCCUGUAAUAAAAAAAGGGCCGAAACAAGGUGAUGAAAGAGAAGGAUCCGAUACUACACUUUGGCAGAGGAGAUCACGUGGGGUUGCACUGGAAAGAUUACAGCUUCAACAGAUUCAACUUAACAGACAUCAAGAACCAACCACUGUUUGA
This is a messenger RNA of Gossypium arboreum, 609 nucleotides long. RefSeq lists its product as uncharacterized. NCBI's taxonomy places the organism in Eukaryota, Viridiplantae, Streptophyta, Magnoliopsida, Malvales, Malvaceae. The record is from RefSeq and is a predicted model, not a curated record. The transcript has a single exon. The coding region runs from base 1 to 609 and encodes 202 amino acids.